Dioscorea cayenensis subsp. rotundata (Guinea yam) is the source of this 1812-nucleotide messenger RNA. Its product is annotated as protein DA1-related 1-like. The record is from RefSeq and is a predicted model, not a curated record. Gene Ontology annotation, molecular function: ubiquitin binding. The transcript has 12 exons. The coding region runs from base 168 to 1622 and encodes 484 amino acids. NCBI's taxonomy places the organism in Eukaryota, Viridiplantae, Streptophyta, Magnoliopsida, Dioscoreales, Dioscoreaceae.
UUUCAAAGUCUCCAGAACUCUCUGAUUCUUGACUUUUGUGUGCCCACUAUGAACACAUAUUCAUUACUGAGCUCAUUCACUCACUCACUUUACUCUAUAUAUAUAUUUGUUACCUUUGCUUUUUGUAUUCUUGAUUGGAAGAACAAUCUCUGUGAAACUUUUCGGUGAUGGGUUGGCUUAAAAAGAUUUUCAAAGGAUCCACACAUGGAACCUGUGAAGGACAAUACCGGGGGAAGUAUGACGUUAAUGUUGUUUGGAAUGAACCCUCCAAAACAUCGGAAGGGCCAUCACAAUAUAAAGAUGAAGAUGAAGAUGAAGAUCUAGAUCAUGCAAUUGCAGUUUCUCUAUCUGAAGAAGAAUGUAAGGGAAAAGCAAUCGAUAAGAAACCACAGAUAGAGGAAGAUGAGCAGCUAGCAAGAGCUUUACAUGAUAGUUUGAAUGCUAGCUAUCCAUUCAAUAAUAUUGGUCAAAUUUAUCGACCAUCACCAUUUUCCUUUUUAUCAACAUUCAGAAGAUGUGCAGGAUGCCAUAGAGAGAUCACUGAUGGACGCUUUCUGAGCUGUAUGGGUGCUAUUUGGCACCCGGAGUGUCUUCGCUGCUAUGGUUGUAACAAUCCAAUAUCUGAUAAUGAGUUCUCUGUUCACGGGAAUCGACCGUACCACGCUUCUUGUUACAGGGAAUUGCGCCAACCCAAAUGUGAUGUUUGCAAGUCGUUUAUUCCGUCAAAUGUCUUUGGUCUUAUUGAAUAUAAAGCUCACCCUUUUUGGCAACAAAAGUAUUGUCCAUCACAUGAUUAUGAUCAUACUCCAAGGUGCUGUAGUUGUGAAAGAAUGGAGCCAAGAGACAUGAAAUACAUUACACUCGAUGACGGGCGGAAACUCUGCCUUGAGUGCCUAGAUUCAGUAAUAAUGGACACAAAUGAGUGCCAACCUCUUUUCCAAUUUAUAAAAGAGUUCUACGAAGGUCUGAAUAUGAAAAUCGAACAACAAAUUCCUUUAUUGCUUGUCGAGAGACAAGCACUUAAUGAAGCCAUGGAAAGUGAGAGAAAUGGAACUCAUCACCUUCCUGAGACAAGAGGUCUCUGUCUGGCAGAGGAACAAAUUGUCAGCGUUAUUUCAAGGAGGCCAACAAUAGGUCCUGGGAACAUGAUCACCGAUAUCUUGACCCGUCCAUACAGACUUGUCCGGCAGUGUGAAGUAACAGCCAUACUAAUUCUAUAUGGACUCCCUCGCUUGCUUACAGGGACAAUUCUAGCCCAUGAGAUGAUGCAUGGUUGGAUGCGGCUUCAAGGGUUUCGAGGUAUCAAUCAUGCAGUUGAGGAAGGUAUCUGCCAGGUAUUAGCACAUAUGUGGCUUGAGGCAGAGAUUGCAGCAGGAUCAAGUAGCAAUUCAGCAUCGAGUUCAUCAUCAUCGUCAUCGUCAUCGUCCUCAUCCUCGAGGCCGACAAGGAAAGGCAUAAGAUCUCAGUUUGAGAAGAAAUUUGCUUUGUUUAUCAAGUAUCAAAUGGAGUCUGAUACUUCACAGGCGUACGGUGAUGGAUUCAGAGCUGGUCUUCGAGCCGUUCAAACAUACGGCCUUAGGCAAACACUCAAUCAUAUUCGUCGGACUGGAAUAUUUCCAUGAUAUUUGUGAUCAAGAGAGCCUUUUUCUUGAUCUACGCUGCACUGCUUUAAUCUGAAAUCAUUACAAAUUGUUUGUGUGGUUAUUUGUCGAAAAUGAAGUCUUCUUGUCUGGACAGUCUAUUAAUAGCAUAUGUAUAUAUCUAAUUAUGCAGGAUAUUAUUUAUAUGUGUAUUUUAUUAUUUGCUUAUAGA